CUUCAAGGAGUCAACCCCGUACAGUGCGAGCGAGAGAAUUCUCCAGAUCAUAUCAACACCCAACAUGGUGUUCUCUCUUAAAGAAAGAGAGGUCGCUUCGUCGAGUUCAAACAAGCCUCCGGUCGAUGUCACAGCCAUAGUCAAGGGGGUGAUUGACGAGAUUCGCACACGAGGUGACCAAGCUGUGCGCAAAUAUUCCGAGAAGUUCGAUAAAUGGUCUCCAGAGAGCUUCAAGCUCUCCCAGUCGGACAUUGACGCUGCGAUAGCUGCAUGUUCAGAGCAGACAAUCCAAGACAUCAAGGAGGUUCAGUCAAAUGUCCGGGCAUUUGCAAUAGCCCAGCGGAAUUCCCUGAAGGACUUCGAAGUCGAGAUUAGACCUGGAAUCCAUCUAGGACAGAAGAGCAUUCCAAUCAAUAGGGUGGGAGCCUACAUUCCUGGGGGGCGUUAUCCUCUUUUGGCAUCGGCCCAUAUGACAAUCCUCACAGCCAAAGUGGCGGGCGUCAAACAUGUGGUGAGCUGCACUCCUCCUAUAGCCGGAAAGAUGCCGAAUGCGACUGUUGCGGCAAUGCAUCUCGCUGGUGCGGACGAAAUCUUUCUUCUGGGUGGCGUUCAGGCUGUGGCGGCUAUGGCUGUCGGUACCGAAAGCAUUCCAAAGGUGGACUUUCUCGCCGGGCCCGGAAACGCCUUUGUGGCGGAAGGGAAGCGGCAGCUCUUUGGCGAGGUCGGCAUUGACCUUUUCGCCGGCCCUACAGAGAUCUUGAUUAUUGCAGACCAACAUGCAGACCCCUUCACAAUUGCGACGGACCUCAUCUCCCAAGCCGAGCACGGCCCGGAUACUCCAUCAGUCCUCGUCACGACAUCCGCAGAAGUUGGUCGCAAGUCGCUUGAGAUCGUGAAACAGUUGUUGACGUCCUCGGAUCUGUCGACAGCCGCCGUUGCCACUUCUUCGUGGCAGGCAUUCGGAGAAGUCAUCGUGGUGGAUACCCUGGACGAGGCGUGGAAGCUAGGAGAUCGCAUCGCGAGCGAACAUGUCCAGAUCUUCACGCAGAAUCCACGAGAAGCCUUGGUAAAGAUGAGCAACUACGGAGCCUUGUUCUUAGGGGAACGGACGUGUGUGUCUUAUGGUGACAAGGUCAUCGGCACCAACCACGUUCUCCCGACGCGAACAACAGCACGGUAUACGGGAGGACUUUGGGUAGGGAAAUAUCUUCGAACUUGCACGUACCAAGAAGUCUCCUCGGAGCAGGCCAGCGGUGACUUGGGGAGACUGUGUGGGCGUGCCGCCCGUGCUGAAAACUUUGAAGGUCAUGCUCGUUCUGGCGAUCUUCGGGCGAGCAAAUAUCUGCAGGAUGAUUUCUCGUGGAUUGUGUCAAGCCAAGGCAGGCUAUAGUGAAUAUCGGUCGAAGGUUCUGAUAACAUAGUGUGGUUGAUGCCGGUCAAGUCUGG
This is a messenger RNA of Cladophialophora immunda, 1446 nucleotides long. RefSeq names its product histidinol dehydrogenase. The record is from RefSeq and is a predicted model, not a curated record. The coding region runs from base 65 to 1390 and encodes 441 amino acids. The transcript has 3 exons. Gene Ontology annotation, molecular function: NAD binding; histidinol dehydrogenase activity; metal ion binding. NCBI's taxonomy places the organism in Eukaryota, Fungi, Ascomycota, Eurotiomycetes, Chaetothyriales, Herpotrichiellaceae. Gene Ontology annotation, cellular component: cytoplasm. Gene Ontology annotation, biological process: L-histidine biosynthetic process.